AGUCAUCCUAUCAUACUCCUAACUGGUUACCCUCUACUCCUAUACUAUUCUAUGCUUGAGAUCAAAAUUGAACAGAACGCGUAUCACCAAAUUUUUAUUUUUCAUCCCACAAAACAAAGUUUUAGACGGGCAGGCUAAGCGAAUUUAACAUCCACCACCACCGUUUAAAAGGCUUACAGUAAAGUUGUUCUUUCCCCCUAUUUGGAUAUCUAAUCAACAGAUAUGAUCUAUAAGAGGAAGGAUAGGUCAGAUUCAUUCACUAGAGAACUAUCACUUACUCCACUGAUAAGUGCCAGAAGACAAUUCAUCUUGGAUAAUGGUACCACUAUUGAUAAUAUUAAAUCAUGGUUAUGUAAAAUUCAAUGGAAGAUUCUAUUGGGAACGUUUAUGAUCUGGUUAUUAUUGGUUCAAUAUAUGGAAAGAAAUUAUGUUAAGAAUGUCAUCCAACGAUGUCAUUGGGAUCAAUGGGAACAAUGGAAUGAUAAUAGUGAUGAUAAUAAACCUCAUAGAAUUGCAUUAGUGGCUGAUCCUCAAAUCAUUGAUGAUUAUUCUUAUCAAGGCAGACCUGCUAUGUUCAACUAUUUCGUCAAGAAAAUAACCGAUAAUUACCUUCAUCGAAAUCAUAUGUAUAUGCAAGAAUACAUUGAUCCUGAUAAUGUUAUCUUUUUAGGUGAUUUAUUCGAUGGGGGGAGACAAUGGGAUAAUGAUUAUUGGUUUGAUGAAUAUCAACGUUAUAAUCGAAUCUUUCCUAAGAAAGUUAAUCGAUUAACCAUAUCUUCCAUACCAGGAAAUCAUGAUAUUGGAUUUGAUACCAUGGAUAUUAAAACAGUUAAUCGAUUUGCUUUAUUUAAUGGAGAAUUGAAUGAUGUCAUAGAAUUAGGAAAUCAUACUUUCAUAUUAUUAGAUACGAUCUCAUUAUCUUCAUUAGAUCCAAAGAUUAGUAAAGAACCACGUGAAUUUCUCGAUAAUAUCAAUACCAAGAUCAUGAAUCCAUCCUUACCUAAGAUCUUAUUAAUGCAUGUUCCAUUCUAUAGAUUUAAUGAUCGACAAUUAUGUGGACCAUUACGAGAAUCCAAACAGAAAUUUCCCAUUCAGAAGGGAGUUCAAUAUCAAACUGUUAUAAGUCAUGAAUUAACCAAAGAAGUGCUCACUAAAAUAGGUCCAUCCAUUGCAUUUGCCGGUGAUGAUCAUGAUUAUUGUGAUAUUCAACAACCUUACAUGUAUAAAAACCAACCUAAAGUUGCCCGAGAAAUCACCGUUAAAUCAGUAGCUAUGAGUAGUGGGAUUAAAUAUCCUGCUAUUCAAUUAUUAUCGUUGAAUAAUCCAACUGAUCAAUUGAAUGAAAAGAAUCAAGAGACAUAUCAAACUAAAAUGUGUUAUAUGCCUCAUCCAUAUAUAUCGAUAAGAUUAUAUGUCUUAUUGUAUUUCAUAAUUUUAGGAGGAUUAAUCAUUGAAUAUAUUGUACCCAAUAAAAAGAAUCAAAUCAUAUCAUUACUUCAUAGAGAAUCAAAUCAAUCACCUACUUUAAAUUUACCCACAUUUGAUGAAGAGAAAGUUAAAUCAUAUCGUAAACUGGAACCAUUAUCAACUGAAGUGGCGGAUAUUCCAAUGUUUACCAUCCAUCUUACUAUUGUAACCAUUAUACCAAUAUUUAUUUUAAAUUUUUAUUAUAAAAAUAUAUAGACCUAUACUUCUUCUUCUUCUUCUUCUUCUUCAUUUCAUUACCAUGCAU
This is a messenger RNA of Scheffersomyces coipomensis, 1732 nucleotides long. Its product is annotated as putative lipid phosphatase. Gene Ontology annotation, molecular function: hydrolase activity. The record is from RefSeq and is a predicted model, not a curated record. Lineage: Eukaryota; Fungi; Ascomycota; Pichiomycetes; Serinales; Debaryomycetaceae. Bases 223 to 1683 code for a protein of 486 amino acids. The transcript has a single exon. Gene Ontology annotation, cellular component: endoplasmic reticulum. Gene Ontology annotation, biological process: GPI anchor biosynthetic process.